Molecule: messenger RNA, 964 nt
Organism: Hypomesus transpacificus
Lineage: Eukaryota; Metazoa; Chordata; Actinopteri; Osmeriformes; Osmeridae
Gene: m17
Product: IL-6 subfamily cytokine M17
Exons: 3
Coding region: 80-730 (216 amino acids)
Biological process (GO): ciliary neurotrophic factor-mediated signaling pathway; immune response; negative regulation of neuron apoptotic process
Cellular component (GO): extracellular region
Molecular function (GO): cytokine activity; ciliary neurotrophic factor receptor binding
Source: RefSeq, a predicted model, not a curated record
UUUUAUAGGGGAGUGAUCAUGACAAGUCAGUGCACUUGGCCUAGUCACAGCGUGAGGAGUAAGUGGUCAUGUAAAGAAUAUGUAUCCUCAGCUGGAAAUAUCUCAAUUGGCAACAACCUUAUUUUCUUUUCUCCUGGUUAUGGUGGUUGAUGCCAGCAGAGCUGGUACAUCCUGUAGGAGCCAACCAUGUGGAAGUUCCCUGCCAAGGAGUUGGAAGCUGACCAGACUCUUACACAAGGAAUCCGCUGACCUCUUAAAAAUAUAUAAGACCAGUCAAGGAGACCUCUCCGAGCUCUUCUGCAAGAUGUCGAUGGACAACGUCCCUGACCCAGACAUAUCGGGCCUAGAUCCAUCAGCGCGGAUACAGAGCAUGUAUUCCAACACCCAGAUAUUCCUCCCACAUCUCCAGAGAGUGACAGAGCAACAGACAGACCUGCAGAUCAUCUCCAGUCCUCUGCUGAGCAAACUGUCCCAGGCUUACAGCCGUACCAGCAGUUUAGGCAGCCAGAUCAGUUGCAUUUAUCAAACGUUCUUCCCUAACAGUCCACUACUGGAACCCGUUGGGGUACCCACGCCCCUGCCCCUGUCACAGAAUAUCUUCCAGCAGAAGGUUUACGGGUGUGUGGUCUUGAAGAGACUCAAGGAGUUCCUGUCAAACGCAACCCGUGAAAUAAAAGCGCUCAAACACCAAAUAUGCACGAAGGGGACUCAACCAAACGUCCCAUCCUGACUGUGACUGAGAAUGACGUCAGACUAAAUUAAAUACCAGACUUAGUAUAUAUCUAUUUAUUUAUUUUGUAUUAUUUAUUAUGUGUGUGUUUGUAAUGAAUUGAGGUAUAUUAUUUUGUUAAUUUAUCUAAUUACUCAGCACUUUUCGAUACUGUGUCAUGUUAAUUGUUGAUAUUCGCUGUAAUGCUGCACUUGUCAAUAACAUGGCUUGAAGACGGUUAUUAAAAAUGAUAUA